GGGGCGGGGACAGAAAGAAGAAGACGACACCGGAAAAAAAGAAAUCGUAUUGAACAAGACCAGGAAGAAGGACAGAGACGUGCAAGUAAAGGUGAGUCAAGAUGGGGGCUUUUGCUAGCCUGAUGAAAGGUAUGUUUGGUAGUAAAGAGAUGAGGAUCCUGAUGGUAGGACUGGAUGCUGCUGGAAAGACAACCGUGCUGUAUAAACUGAAACUUGGAGAAGUUGUUACAACGAUCCCUACUAUUGGUUUUAAUGUUGAAACGGUAGAAUACAAGAACAUCAAUUUCACAGUGUGGGAUGUUGGUGGUCAGGACAAGAUCAGGCCGCUCUGGAGACAUUACUUCCAAAACACACAAGCCGUUGUCUUUGUAGUGGACAGUAAUGACAGGGAGCGACUUGGUGAGGCGAAGGAGGAGCUGAUGCGGAUGCUGGCUGAAGAUGAACUGGCAGAUGCAAAGCUGCUUGUUUUUGCUAACAAACAGGACCUUCCCAAUGCCAUGAAUGCAGCUGAGAUCACAGACAAACUGGCCCUACACACCCUGUGCAAUCGCACCUGGUUUAUCCAGGCAACAUGCGCCACUACUGGAGAUGGUAUCUACGAGGGUCUCAACUGGCUUGCAACGACGAUAAAGAAAAAAAAAUGAAUCACCAUUCCAUCUCCUGUCAGUCCUCUUUGUUUGUCUGCAGUUUAAUAGGAGACUGCUCUUAUUUUCAACUUUUCUGUCCUAUACUAAAGCGCUGGAUGUUUUUACCACUGCUCCCCUGCAUUGAUUUUUUUAGAGGGGUGAAUGUGAGUCACAGCAGCCAUGUUCACCUUAACCCCUUACUCUGAUCUUCUGAUGUCCCACAGCACAAAAAGAAAAUCUAAGAAGGACAGAUAUGUGUAUCCAUUUGUUGAUUAGUUUAUUCUGUUUUAAAAUCUAAUUCAGACCCCCUUCUUAAAGUUAUUGGGUCUAGAAAAGUCGGUAAAUGUUACUUGGUAUGUUUGCACAUACAGUAUGAAGGUAAAUUGUGUGAGCUUGUGUUGUUCAGUUCCAUUGGGUGACUGGUGAGGCCCUGAACCAUUAUAAGAAUUUCAUUGAAAAUUGCAAAGUGGACUAGUGCAAUUUCCAAAUCGCCAGAGGUGCAAUAAUUGUUCAAAACAAAAUAUGUAGACAAUUCUGAACUAAGUUUUGUAUUGUUACAGAAGUCCUAUCCUACAUAUCAUACUCUAAGGACUUUGUUUGGUACAGCCUCUUGCAAAAGAAAUCACGCCAUGAUUAUUUAAAAAUAUUUUUCAUCUGAUUAGAUUAAAUUAUGUUAUCUAAUCUAAUCUAAUCCAUGUAAUUAAGCAAAAAUGAUGCAAAAGUGAUCAUUUUCUCUACUAUUGUGAACUACAUCACAACUGCAUUAUCAAUCAUACUCAAAACAUUUUUAAACGUUGACUUAAUAAAUGUAUUAUGUAUACAGAUAAUACAUAAUUGUAUAAGGUUAGUUGAAAGCAAUAAUAUUAAGUUAAAAUAAAAAACAAUAGGUUAAACUUAACAUUAUUGUUUUCAACUAACCUAAUACAAUCAUGUGUCAUCUGUUGACAUAAUACAUCUAAGUAAAGUCGCUUUAUAAGAUAUUCUUCCAAAUCAUUCACAUGGUGUCUUUCACUCUGUUUUCAUGUUUCUGUUGUUACUGCUGUUGCACGCACAACCUGGUUUACUUGACAGCUAGUUACAGGUGUGCAGUCUUUUGAUGAAAAUACUCUCGGGACCAAUUAAUGAUUGACCUAAUCAGUGUUCUAACGGAGUAACGAAUCAACUGUCUUUGGGUUUUCUUUGUCUUUACUCCAGGUAUUUCUGAAAUGUAUGUAGAGUACAUACCCUGAUAUGGUGUACAACUAAAAAUAGGAACGUGUAUUAUAUAAUGUAAUAAAAUGUUUUUUAACUUGA
This is a messenger RNA of Eleginops maclovinus (Patagonian blennie), 1919 nucleotides long. It is a transcript of the gene arf2a, whose product is annotated as ADP-ribosylation factor 2a. The transcript is spliced from 5 exons. Gene Ontology annotation, molecular function: GTPase activity; GTP binding. The record is from RefSeq and is a predicted model, not a curated record. NCBI's taxonomy places the organism in Eukaryota, Metazoa, Chordata, Actinopteri, Perciformes, Eleginopidae. Bases 102 to 644 code for a protein of 180 amino acids. Gene Ontology annotation, cellular component: cytoplasm; plasma membrane. Gene Ontology annotation, biological process: vesicle-mediated transport; intracellular protein transport.